AUGGAGCACAAUAGUAGCCCAAUAAUACAAGUGAAGAACAAUUUUUCAAUUAGGAACAACAAAAUUUUGGACAAAAAAGAAAAUCUGAAAGGCCAAAAUGAAAACAUAGCAGCGUCCCUUCAUUUGACUUUCUCCCAAACAAGAACUGGUUCAUGGGCCUCACCGCGCGAGAAUAUCCAAACAGUUCCUAUCACUAGCACUCUCAGCAUCUGUCUCUGGCACUGUCGUGUUCCCUUUGACCCCCGAAUCUCCGAUUGCGCCAUCAUAGCAACAAAAUCAUCAAAAAGACACAAGCCUCGGAGACAUCGCCCCAAUAAUUUUGAAGGGUUUCUGUGUUAUUGUUGUGAAAGAGGGCUUUCGGUUACAGUGACAUAUGAUCAUAGGGCACUGGUUAUUGAUGGGAAGAGGCGGGUUUUGCAAUCUGGAUCGAUCCAUUAUCCGCGAAGCACGCCUGAAGUGUGGCCAGAACUCAUCAGGAAAUCGAAGGAAGGAGGAUUGGACGUGAUUGAGACAUACGUUUUUUGGAACUAUCAUGAGCCUGUGAGAGGACAGUACUACUUCGAGGACAGGUUUGACCUGGUUCGAUUCGUGAAGACAGUGCAGGAAGCGGGCCUUUUUGUGCAUCUGAGGAUUGGGCCAUAUGUUUGUGCUGAAUGGAAUUACGGGGGAUUUCCUAUGUGGUUACACUUCAUUCCUGGCAUCCAGUUCAGGACAACAAAUGAUCCUUUUAAGGAAGAAAUGGAGCGUUUUCUAGCAAAAAUUGUUAAUCUAAUGAAGGAGGAGAAUCUAUUUGUAUCGCAAGGAGGGCCAAUCAUUCUUGCACAGACAUUAUUUUUGGGAAAUGGUCGAUCAUUUUGA
This is a messenger RNA of Ilex paraguariensis (yerba mate), 858 nucleotides long. NCBI's taxonomy places the organism in Eukaryota, Viridiplantae, Streptophyta, Magnoliopsida, Aquifoliales, Aquifoliaceae. The record is from the annotation of a GenBank genome assembly.